Molecule: messenger RNA, 2150 nt
Organism: Heteronotia binoei (common prickly gecko)
Lineage: Eukaryota; Metazoa; Chordata; Lepidosauria; Squamata; Gekkonidae
Gene: PGAP2
Product: post-GPI attachment to proteins 2
Exons: 6
Coding region: 116-976 (286 amino acids)
Biological process (GO): GPI anchor biosynthetic process
Cellular component (GO): endoplasmic reticulum membrane; Golgi membrane
Source: RefSeq, a predicted model, not a curated record
UUUUCCCCCUUUCCUUCUCCCUUUUGGGAGUCGUCUUGCAGCUUCCCCCUCUCUCAGCUCCCUCCUGUUUGCUGGCAUUGCUUCCCCUGCGCCCCUAGCUCAGGUGGCCAAGUGGAUGCCCAGGCCAUGCCUUCCCAGACGGCGGAGGCGGAGGAAGCAUCCCAGGACCCGCUGCAGGUGGUGGCGGCGCUGGGUGAACCGGUUCCGCAGCAUGUUUCAAGUGCCGCUGCCUUUGGAUCGGGACGGGACGCUCUUCCGGCUCCGUUUUACCACCCUGGCUGUCGGGACGGUGUGCUGCCCGCUCUUCGGGUUCCUCUUCUGCGUGCUUUGGUCUCUAUUCUUCCACUUCAAUGAAGCCACCACCACGCACUGCGGCGUCGCCAACUACCUCCCUUCCAUCAGCUCCGCCAUCGGUGGGGCCACCCCCGAGCGCUACAUGUGGCGCUUCUGCAUCGGGUUGCACUCAGCCCCCCGCUUCCUGGUGGCCAUCGUCUACUGGAAUCACUACCGCAGCUGCCACUGCCCGCGCCCCGGCUACCCACGGCUGUGCAACGCGGCCUUCACACUGAACCUACUGGAGAACGUCGCUCUCCUCCUCCUCACCUACGUCUCCUCCUCGGAACACUACAUGAUCCACGAGAACUCCUUCAUCAUCUUCAUUGCUGCAGCCUUGGGCCACAUGUUCCUGACCUGCGUUUUGUGGCGGAUGACUAAGAAACACACAGUAAGUCCAGAGGAGCGGAAGUCCUACCAGUGGAAGCUGUGGCUCUUCCUCUUCAACCUCCUCACCUUCUCGGUGGCUGUAGCCUUCUACUUCCGACACAACUGGUAUUGUGAGCCUGGAGUCUACACGGUCUUUGCCCUGCUGGAGUACCUGGUGGUCCUUUCCAACAUGGCGUUUCACAUGACAGCUUGGUGGGACUUUGGCAACAAGGAGCUGGUGGUCUGUUCCCAGCCGGAGGACAAGCGCUUCUAGCAGCGCCCUCGCUCGGGUUUCCCGCCGGCCGACGCGGAUGCCUUGGAAGCCUGCAGCUGGUCUCCCCGAGGGGUGCUGGUGCUGCAGGAAGAGGGACCACAGACUGGCACGACUGGCUACCCGCUCCUGGUCUUUGGGGAGGUGGGGCUUUUGGGGGCUGGCUUUGCCUGCUGCUAAUUCUGACCCGGUUUGGAGGAGAUCAUGCGGGUGGGAGGGGACGUUGCUGUGGAACUGGAGAUCCCUUUCUGGUCAGCUGGGGCUGGGGAUGUGAGUGGCUGCCCCGAACUCGGAGCACCCCUGGCCAGCAGUGGGGAGGGGCCACCGUGACUCACCCCUGGCGUGGGAGAUUCUCCCUGGCUGUGGACCGUUGCCAGCCGGCCUUCUUCCUUGCCGUGUCUCACGCCAGCCGGCUGCAGUGUUGCUCGUCUGGGGCAGAGCGCAAGGCAAAGGAGGCCGCGGACAAGAUUUGAGGGGGAGGAGGAACUGCAGGAAAGGGCCGCACAGCCCCCCUUCCCCCACCCCCGCGACUUCUGCACUGAGGCUGCCAUCUGCGUUACAGACAGGAAGCGAGUUCAAAACACCUUGGGCCCUUCGGUCUUUCCCCCGGCAGCUCUGGGAAGGACCCCCGGCGGGAGGAGGGAGACAGGCUUUUUAUACACUUCACUUUGGAUGUCCUGGAGACUUCCAGGAGCACUGCCAGAAGCGGCACUGGCCUCUCACGCUGACCCUCCGGUGAUUGGGACGGGCAAGGAUUUAGCCAGGGGGAAGGAUCCAUUCACACACACGCUUGGCCAGGGGAGCUGGCCCCACCGGAGUUGUUCCCAAGCUGAGCUGGGAGGGAAGGGAAGCAGGAAGGCCUGUCUCUGGAGUGGGUGGCAGCAUGCAGGUGAGCCCAGGGCCCUGGCCUUGUUCAGAGAUUCAGGCACCUUUUCUAGCACUGCCCUCUCUAUGGUGACAUGCUCGAGCAUCCCAGCUAGACUCAGACACCUCGUUGGAACAGCCCAACUCCGGUUCUUCUCCCCCUCUGUUUUUUGUCCCGGUCGGCUCCUGCUGUGGAUGUCUGGGGUCCCUGCCCGGCUCAGUAGGAGGGGGUGGGAAAUGGUAUGGCAAGGUACACGUUUCCCUUGGAUUUUAUGCCUCAAUCGGAAAUAAAGCACUGAGUAUUUUUCGUUAA